UUCUCUCCAGAGCGUUUGCACAUCUUUAUAAUCAGCCGCAUUAGUCUCUUCCUUUCCUACCACCCACCGAAACACGACAGAACCCGUCGAUCUUCUCCAGAUUACAUUCGCUUCCCUUCCUGCCAUGGCGCCUAACCCACGCGAUGUUGCCAGUGCCCGCCGACGCGGCUCAGCGUUCUUGGCGCUCGUCCUCGCGGCCACCUGCCUCGUGCCGUCGUCGAGAGCUCAGGGGCCGGAUGAGGGGCCGCCGCCGCCCGCUCCUGUUCCAUUGGUCCCGGCGCAAGCCAAGAUACUGCAGGCGAUAUCCAAGGCGCUGAGCAUCAAGCCGCCCAUCCCUGGGUGGACCGACAAGGCGCCCAUGUGCGCGCCGCCGCCCGGCGGCUUUCCUGACACAGCCCUGCGCAUCUUCUGCGACCCAGCUGGGAAGAUCGUCAUGCUUGAUCUGCAGGACUAUAAGCUCUCAGGGCCCAUCCCCACGGAAAUCAGCGCCAUCACCAGUCUUCAGCAACUCUUUCUGAGCACCAACAACUUCACUGGCAGCAUCCCCCCCUCCUUCUCCCAGCUCACCAACCUCAGCGUCCUGGCAGCAGCGGGCAACAAGCUCUCUGGUGACGUGGCGCUCUCCAUCUCCGAUGGCCUCAUUAAGAAGCUGCCGCAUCUCGCCGCCCUCGAUAUCAGCAGCAACGGCUUCACUGGCAGCAUUCCUCCCAGCCUCAGCUCGCUCACUGCCCUCACACAGCUGUGGCUGGCCCACAACCAGUUGUCUGGGCCCAUUCCAGACUCCCUCGGCAAGCUCUUGCAGCUCCGGUCUCUCAUGCUGAAUGGCAACAAGCUCAACGGCUCCAUCCCUGCCACGCUGGGCGCUCUCACCAACCUCAGAGAUCUUGAGUUGAAUGACACCAGUCUGUCUGGAGUCAUCCCUCCCACCCUUGGCAACCUCAGUCAGCUCGCUCAGUGGGGUGCGGACAACACUGGGCUGCAGUGCCCCGGCAACGGCAGCAGCUGUGGCGGCGUGAAGCAGCAUGCGUCCACCACCUUCUGCCUUGACAUCUGCCCCUCCUUCUGCACCACCUGCACACCCGCCGACUUGGCCGCGGCUCCUCUCGUCCUGCAGCAGCCGGCCCCCACUGGGGCGACACCAGCCAACAAGACCAGCACCCGAGUGUCGCCUGCCCUGGCGUCUGCCGCAUGGGCCGUGCUGGCGGCCGUGCUGCCUGUGGCACUUGUCUAGGGUACUCGUCGUAACCCAUGAGUCAUGAGGCACUCGUGAUAUUCAGUGCGCUGACAGGGUUGCUGGCAGACGUGUGAAGCUGCCGAAGGGGGGAUGGUGGUGUGUACGGAUCUGAUGAUGCAGCUGCCGGUGGUUGCUUGUGUGGCUGUGUAGUCACGUGGUUUGUGAUGUGAGUCACUUUCUUGCUUUGCCUAAGCUGUGGAUGCAGAUGCGAAGCGACCUCAAAUAGGUGUUGGGUUUAGAGCCACAUGUGUGCAUGCUAAGGUUGUUAUUUUCAAGUGUGCUUGUAGGCUGUGUUAGCUGUUUGACAUGUGUUCGUGUAUUGGAAUUACAUUUGUGGGGAACCCAGGCCUGUCGUUAUCAGGGUAUUUUACCCUGAUUCCCUGAUUUCACAGGGUAUUUUUUUGGCCAACCCUUAAUUUUCAGG
Molecule: messenger RNA, 1658 nt
Organism: Closterium sp. NIES-67
Lineage: Eukaryota; Viridiplantae; Streptophyta; Zygnematophyceae; Desmidiales; Closteriaceae
Source: the annotation of a GenBank genome assembly